Molecule: messenger RNA, 726 nt
Organism: Histoplasma mississippiense
Lineage: Eukaryota; Fungi; Ascomycota; Eurotiomycetes; Onygenales; Ajellomycetaceae
Exons: 5
Coding region: 1-726 (241 amino acids)
Source: RefSeq, a predicted model, not a curated record
AUGGGCGACAUGGGGCAGCAGAUUGGUGGAUCUCUCGUGGAUCGUCGCAAGGGGAACAGCGACGAUUCAUGGAUGCUACCUCGGCAUGGACCCUCGGCAUGGACCCUCUCCUCCCGUGUGAAAAGUCCCAAAAAUGAGGAAUCAGAAGGAAAUCAAAAGCAGUCACAAGCUGUCAACAAAGCCGAGGAAGAUGGCAAAAAAGGGAUGGAGAACUGGUGGGUUGGUGGGUCGAGUGCAGGAAAGUGGGGAAGGGGGAAGGGGAAGGGACGGGCAUCUUGCAUGAGUUGGAAAGUUCAGUACAGAGCUUCACGCCAGCCCCCCGUUUUCACAUGGUCAAUACACACAGCAAUUGAAGAGAGAAUCGGCUCAUCGAUGCAGCAGCCGCCAACUGCGAAGGGAGAAGUAGAAAUUGGCCGAUGGACAGCUAACGAGAGACUCGCUAUCACGAUAUAUGGAAAGCGAGGUUGGGAUAACGCAGGAAUGCGAGAGGCUGUGGCCAACCCGCUGAUGAUCAGAGGUACUAGUAAUAAACGAGGAAAGAUAUACCGAAGGGGAGGCGCUGUCGUUUGCCAGCUAGCUAGCUACAUGUGUCAGCAAGCCUUUUCCGAACCCCAGGAGGUAUGGAAGAAGUGUCUCCGUAUAUACGUACAGGGUGGGCGUCGAGGCCGCCGUCCGAGCAGCUGGGUUAUCAACACGGUUGCGCUUGGGGGUUGGCGCUCGGGGUAA